This is a messenger RNA of Thalassophryne amazonica, 731 nucleotides long. RefSeq names its product dual specificity protein phosphatase 13A family protein. The record is from RefSeq and is a predicted model, not a curated record. Gene Ontology annotation, biological process: protein dephosphorylation; negative regulation of MAPK cascade. Gene Ontology annotation, molecular function: MAP kinase phosphatase activity; protein tyrosine/serine/threonine phosphatase activity. The transcript has 3 exons. Gene Ontology annotation, cellular component: cytoplasm. Bases 35 to 703 code for a protein of 222 amino acids. NCBI's taxonomy places the organism in Eukaryota, Metazoa, Chordata, Actinopteri, Batrachoidiformes, Batrachoididae.
GUUUUAGGAAAAGAAGCAGAGACGGCGUGUUGAGAUGAGUGAGAGAAAGUCGUUCGGUCCUGUGUCAGACACAAGAGUUGAUGCACAACAACCUGAGCGGACAAUCACAGGUGACGCAGACCCAGAAGACGAUGAUGAAAAGUGCAGAUGUGCUACAGAGGAUCCAGAAGGGAUGAAUUCCAUGUGGGAGAGUUUGUCUGUAAAGGACCUGGAGGAGAUUUUGCAUUCAGCACCACCCUCCUGUCACCAUGGAGAUGAAGUAUGGCCAAACCUCUACCUGGGAGACAUGUACAUGUCUCGUGACAAGUUCGGCCUCUGGCAGCUGGGCGUGUCUCACGUCCUGAACGCAGCUCACAGUAAACUGUGCUGUGAUGAUUUUUACGGAACAACAGUGAAAUACUACGGAGUUCCAGCCAAUGACUUGCCCACCUUUGACCUUACCCCUUACUUCGACCCUGCUGCUCAGUUCAUUCACCAGGCUUUGACAUCUGGAGGAAAGGUGUUCGUACACUGUGCUGUGGGUGUGAGUCGCUCAGCUGCUCUGGUGCUUGCCUACCUAAUGAUUCAUCACCAUUUCAGUCUGCUACACGCGAUACGCUGCGUGCAACAGAAACGCUGGAUUUUCCCAAAUAGAGGCUUCCUGCAGCAGCUUAUUAAUCUGGAGCAAAGGCUGCAGGCCAAACGGCCAAUGAGGCCAAAAUAAAGUUAGAAGGAAUCUUAUUGUCCACUCC